This is a messenger RNA of Pieris macdunnoughi, 870 nucleotides long. NCBI's taxonomy places the organism in Eukaryota, Metazoa, Arthropoda, Insecta, Lepidoptera, Pieridae. The record is from the annotation of a GenBank genome assembly.
AUGCCUGCAGCUAGCUUUGGUUCACUUUCACAACUACCAGGAGCGGAGAACUGCGGUAUUAAAGAUGUAUGGAACCACAAUUUACAUGAGGAGUUUCAAAUAAUACGACAAAUUGUUCAAAAAUAUCACUGGGUUGCUAUGGACACAGAGUUUCCUGGGGUUGUGGCUAGACCUAUUGGAGAAUUUCGAUCAACUGCAGAUUACCAGUAUCAGUUAUUAAGAUGUAAUGUUGAUUUGCUGAGAAUUAUCCAACUUGGCCUAACAUUCAUGGAUGAAAAUGGAAAAACUCCACCUGGUUACACAACAUGGCAAUUUAAUUUUAAGUUCAACUUACAGGAGGACAUGUAUGCUCAAGAUUCGAUUGAUUUGCUCCAAAAUUCAGGUCUUCAGUUUAGAAAACAUGAAGAAGAUGGAAUCGAGCCAUUAGAGUUCGCUGAACUACUUAUGACAUCAGGUCUUGUGUUAAUGGAUAACAUCAAAUGGCUCAGUUUUCAUUCUGGAUACGAUUUUGGAUAUUUGCUGAAGUUACUCACAGAUCAAAACCUGCCGCAGGAUGAAAAUGACUUUUUUGAAAGUCUAAGAUUAUAUUUUCCAACUGUGUAUGAUGUCAAAUACUUGAUGAAAUUGUGCAAAAACUUGAAAGGAGGUUUACAAGAAGUAGCUGAUCAGCUGGAGUUACGAAGGGUUGGGCCGCAGCAUCAGGCAGGAUCCGACUCGCAUUUAACUGGAAUGGCUUUUUUCAAGAUAAAGGAAAUAUUCUUUGAUGACAACAUUGAGAGUUCCAGUGGUCAUUUAUAUGGCUUAGGAGCUCCGUUUUCAGUUAAUUCCAACAACUUCCAAGAUAACGGGGAGAAUGGAAACUCCUCUUGA